CACGCGAGAACCAUGUCUCUCAAACUGUUUGCUAUUUUGUUCCUGGUGUUCGUCGUUGGGUCAUUCGCAAGGUCGAAAUCUGAGCGAGAUUACAGGAAAUGCGUACCAGGGAAACAUUUUAACGAUGGGUGCAACUAUUGUAGCUGCAGUAAAGAAGGAUACAUGUCCUGUACCAUGAUGGCCUGUCUGCAGUACGACGAGGAAACCAACUCCUACAUACCGAAUAAGAGUUCACCAGCUCCGGACGAUUUUUGGGCAUAACAUUAUACAUGUAUCGAUAACGCGUAACGAUGAGUCACUCCACUUCUAUUGGAAACCUGGACAAGAAAAUAGCCGAUAAUAUUCCAGGGGAAAUAAUUCGUACCGCGUGAUUGAACAAUCAGUGCAGCACAGACGGAAUAAAACGAUUCUUUUUGGAAACUUGAA
This is a messenger RNA of Eufriesea mexicana, 426 nucleotides long. RefSeq names its product serine protease inhibitor 3. NCBI's taxonomy places the organism in Eukaryota, Metazoa, Arthropoda, Insecta, Hymenoptera, Apidae. The transcript has 2 exons. The record is from RefSeq and is a predicted model, not a curated record. Gene Ontology annotation, molecular function: peptidase inhibitor activity. Bases 13 to 261 code for a protein of 82 amino acids.